Messenger RNA from Dromiciops gliroides (monito del monte), 2550 nucleotides. It is a transcript of the gene SRSF7, whose product is annotated as serine and arginine rich splicing factor 7. The record is from RefSeq and is a predicted model, not a curated record. Bases 166 to 876 code for a protein of 236 amino acids. The transcript is spliced from 8 exons. Gene Ontology annotation, cellular component: nuclear speck. Gene Ontology annotation, biological process: mRNA splicing, via spliceosome. Lineage: Eukaryota; Metazoa; Chordata; Mammalia; Microbiotheria; Microbiotheriidae. Gene Ontology annotation, molecular function: zinc ion binding; RNA binding.
ACGACAUGACGCAUGAGUACUGCCAGGGAGGAGGGGCCUUGUAUAUAAAUUCAACCCCCGAGCACUCUCGACCCGGGAGUUGCUCGAACCGCCGAGUGGAGGAAGGGAGUAUCUCGACCCAGGCCAGGUUAUUACGAAGCGCAGGGAGCACGAAGGCCGGACACCAUGUCGCGCUACGGGCGGUACGGAGGAGAGACCAAAGUAUAUGUUGGCAACCUGGGAACUGGUGCCGGCAAAGGAGAAUUAGAAAGAGCCUUUAGUUAUUAUGGUCCCUUACGAACUGUAUGGAUUGCCAGAAAUCCUCCAGGAUUUGCUUUUGUGGAAUUCGAAGAUCCAAGAGAUGCAGAAGAUGCAGUUCGAGGACUAGAUGGAAAGGUGAUUUGUGGCUCUAGGGUAAGGGUCGAAUUGUCAACAGGAAUGCCCCGAAGAUCUCGAUAUGACAGACCACCUGCACGGCGCCCAUUUGAUCCUAAUGAUAGAUGUUAUGAAUGUGGGGAGAAAGGUCAUUAUGCUUAUGAUUGUCAUCGCUACAGCCGAAGAAGGAGAAGCAGGUCACGGUCUCGAUCUCACUCAAGGUCCAGAGGAAGGAGAUACUCUCGCUCAAGGAGCAGGAGCCGUGGUAGGAGGUCAAGGUCUGCAUCUCCUCGAAGGUCAAGAUCUGCAUCUCUUCGUAGGUCUAGGUCUGCUUCAAUCCGUUCUCGAUCUGGUUCUUUAAAAAGAUCGAGGUAUUUCCAAUCAUCCCGCUCAAGAUCCAGAUCCAGGUCUCUUUCAAGACCAAGAAGCAGCCGAUCAAAAUCCAGAUCACCAUCUCCAAAGAGAAGCCGCUCACCUUCUGGAAGUCCUCGUAGGAGUGCAAGUCCUGAAAGAAUGGACUGAAAUGAAAAAAAUUAACCUUUUAGGAAGAAAGUUAUUUUGUUUACAUUAUUAUAAGGGAUUUUGUGAUGUCUGUUCAAUGUAAGUGUAACCUAGAAGGCUAUUUGAACCAUCUAAUAAUCAGAAUGGAUCUGGAUAUUUUAAGAGCUCUGUAAAUUUACAUCAGUAGAGUAGUGUAAUUUUUUUUGUUGUAUGUAUUAACAUCUUAUGAUCUUGAAAAUGGAUUUUUUUUUAUUGGCACAUUUAAGAAUAAAAAUGUGUUUCUAACUAGACUUCUGAUUUGUGGUCACUACUGUUAAAAAUUUAGCUUGGGCCAGUCUCAAGCCUAGAGAGCUUGUUAGGCCUGUUCAGGGUCAGUAUCUGGAUGUGGCUAGAAGGUGAUUAAAAAAUGGUCAAGUUGAAUGCACUCAUGAAAUCUUUCAUACAUUUGGAUAGUUUCUUAACUGUCAUUUGGGGCAUUGAAAACUUAUCUUUUCAUAGUAGAUAAAUUUGAAAGUAGUUAUGUUUUAGAGAGUUAACCUUACUUUUUCUUUUUCAUAACUGCCUGUCAUCUGUGGCAGACUCAAUGGUAGAUGCCCUAUGAAAUUAUCACCAAGGGACCAUGAUUCAUUAGAUUAAAUUGGCAUAACAAUUGGACAGAGCUUAAGUAAAUUCUGGGAAGUGCUGAAGGGUCCAUGACAUCAUAGCACAAAUUACUUCUGGACAACUGUUGUGUCAUAGCUAAAGUUGGUGCAAGAAAAGCAUUAAAAAAGUUGACGUCAGAUAAGUACUAAUGAGUGUUGAUAAAGUCACCAUUUGGGAAUAUAUUGCUCAGUACUGUGCAAUUGUUUUUAGUAAUAUAUACAUUUUAGUAUUAAGUUAAAUUGUUUGAAGAUGCCAAAAAUGAGUGCAUGUUGUUUAUUUUUAUUUUUUUAAGAAUUGCUUGGAUUGAGAGCAAAGACAAAUGUAAACCAGCUUUGCAAAAUUGUCAUUUUUCCAGCCUAAGCACCAUUUCCAUCUUCCAUGUCUUUAUAAACUGCUGCUCCAACUUCAUCCCAUCUGAUACUCCUCAGACCCACCCCACACCCCUCAAAGACAGCAGAUUUUGCCAGGCUGGUGCAAAGUAUUUAAAUUUAUUGAUCAUAAACUAAAAUGUGGUUUGUACACCAACAGUAGUACAUUUACAUUGUUAGCUUUUGGUUUGCCUCAUAUCACUUGAUGAAACUUAAAUUUUUUUAAUAAAGAAUAAUAACGUCCCCCACACCUUAAAAUAGUAGCAGUAGAAUAUUGUUUCACUAAAGGCACAAAUUAUCUUAUUCAAAGAUAUUUGCUUGUCUGUCAUCCUAGCUUUGAUACAAAAGCUUAACUUUCAAGGGCCAUGUUUUUCCAGUGUACUUGGUACUGACUUCUGCCAUAAGUUUAAAAUAUAUCAGGUAGUAAUAGUAAUUGGCCACAAAUGAGUUUAUUUGGUAAUUUUUGAAUGCUUCGACAUACCUAAGAGCCAUUUUUUUUAUAUAUGCUAAAGUUAUUUGAAGAAAUCUUUUUGUUAAGGGAUUUGAAUAUUGAAUGAGCAGUAUGAUUUGGUAUAGAAACCACCUACCGUGUACAGGUUUAUCUGUUGCAUUUUAUCAGCUUUAACUGUUCUGUACUAUAUUAAGGCAAAUUUACUCUACAAUAAAUCUGCAGAGAUUAAAAAAA